Botrytis sinoallii is the source of this 2146-nucleotide messenger RNA. RefSeq lists its product as uncharacterized. The transcript is spliced from 4 exons. The record is from RefSeq and is a predicted model, not a curated record. Gene Ontology annotation, molecular function: monoatomic cation transmembrane transporter activity. Bases 457 to 2109 code for a protein of 550 amino acids. Gene Ontology annotation, cellular component: membrane. NCBI's taxonomy places the organism in Eukaryota, Fungi, Ascomycota, Leotiomycetes, Helotiales, Sclerotiniaceae. Gene Ontology annotation, biological process: transmembrane transport; monoatomic cation transport.
UCAUCACGUCUGCAGCAAAUGCUCUUAGUGAGAAUUGGUCUUGCAGUAGAAAAGUGGAUAUUUUCCGAAGACUUAACUCUACUCUAUAUAUGUAGAAUGAAAAUCGUAAACACCAUGAUAAUUUGGUGAGAAUAUAUACCCUCAAAUCACUUUUCUCAAAGAGUAGGUAAUGCAAGACUAUAAGCUUAGUUAUCGAGUUUCAUAGCUAGAUACUGCACAUCAUCAUUUCUUUGCUCAGAAUGUUGGGAUGAGGCUUUCGGCAACCGCGUUUCUGCAGCAUCAAGAAGAUGGCCCCGUCGCUUGGCAGUUUUGGCAGUUUCUUUGCCAUGUAGGUUCUUUUGUAGGUUCUUUGCGAUUCAUUGAUCCGAGCAUGUUUGAUCACCAUAUCUUACAAACAAACUUAACUCUUCAGUAUGACUAUAAACUCAUGACCCCUUUAUACUUAUCAUCAAAAUAAUGACGGACGAUAACACCCCAUCCUCUUCGAGCGCGCCAAAACAAAUUGGCAAGAUUGGACGGUACCAAGGACCCUCUGGCUGGCUAUCACUCAGUACAGAAAGCACAAGCCCUAUGGCAACACAUGGGCAAGGCACCUUGACUAAACUUAUCAAGAAUCAAUCAAACGGAUCAUUGGUAACCAUGCGGCGGCAGUCUGGUUCAAUAUUGGGUCGAGACUCGUUGGAUGAUGAAGAGCGCCCGCGCAGUGUAUUCGACGACCGCGAUGAUUUCAGCGAAAGACGUUUGAGUGCUGUGCUCAAUGGACCACAGAUGCGCAGUCAACGCCUCAUUGGCAAUAGCAAUCCUCGAUAUAAAUGGGAGAGAUAUUGGAAAACUGAGGAAGAACUCAAAAGCAUGAAGAAGCCGAUACGCCAGUACUACGAACGAACCAAUUCUCUCAUUCAACAAUAUAUUUACAUUGAUCGGUUACUCGAUUCUUCAAUCCCUCAUGAUCUCCUCAAUGAAUACGAACACAAUGCAUGCAGUGGACGAUUUGAAGUGCCCACGACGAUAUCAGAAGAACCGCGCACUCCCCCAGAAUCAGAAACUCCCACCAGUAAUGGCAAUGGCACUGGAUCUGUCCCGAAGAGAAUCAAGCGGACACCCCGAGAGAUCUAUAAGGUCACGGAGGAGACGCCUCUUCUUCUCUCAGAGGAAGAUAGCGAAUACGAUGGACCAAAGCCCGAAAUUCCCGGUAUGGAGGACGACAGUGUGGAGAGUGGUGAUAGGAUUGUACAAAUUGCGAUUUAUAUCAAUCUAGUAGCCAAUACAGUUCUUCUAGCUGGUAAAAUUGCUGUCAUUGUGUUGACAAGCUCUCUUUCGGUCCUUGCUAGUCUUGUUGAUGCAGCAUUGGAUUUCCUCAGCACAGCCAUCGUUUUUACAACUACCAAAAUGAUCGAACGUCAAGAUCAAUAUUCGUAUCCUGUUGGCCGUCGGCGCCUCGAGCCAAUUGGUGUCCUUGUCUUCAGUGUUAUCAUGGUUACAUCUUUCAUUCAAGUGGCAUUAGAGUGUUUCAAUCGACUCUCUUCAGACGAUCGUGUCAUUAUCGAGCUUACUUUGCCAGCCAUUGUUAUCAUGUCUUCAACAGUCUUCAUCAAGGCACUUUGUUGGCUAUGGUGUCGACUUAUCAAGAACUCCAGUGUCCAAGCACUUGCCCAAGAUGCCAUGACCGACGUUAUCUUUAACAUUUUCAGUAUCAUUUUUCCUCUCGUCGGCUUCUACGCUAAACUAUGGUGGCUUGACGCUCUCGGAGGUCUUCUCCUUUCUCUGUUCGUCAUCAUAAACUGGGCCGGUACAUCCGCCGGCCACAUACGUAAUCUCACUGGUGCUGCUGCCACCGCCGACGAACGCAACGUUCUUCUCUACCUCACCAUGCGUUUCGCACGCACCAUCAAGCAAAUCCAAGGUCUGCAAGCAUAUCACGCCGGCGAUAAACUAAACGUCGAAGUCGAUAUCGUGCUGGAUGAAAGUAUGAGUCUCCGUGAUAGUCACGAUUUGGGUGAAUCGCUACAGUAUGUAUUGGAAUCGGUACCCACGGUUGAUAGAGCAUUUGUUCAUCAAGAUUACGCGGGCUGGAAUCUACCAACGCAUAUGCAGCAGCAGGGUGAAUGAAUGAAUGAAUGAAUGAAUGAAUGAGUAAAGCAUAAUU